This is a messenger RNA of Periconia digitata, 464 nucleotides long. Lineage: Eukaryota; Fungi; Ascomycota; Dothideomycetes; Pleosporales; Periconiaceae. The record is from the annotation of a GenBank genome assembly.
GUGUCUUCCAGCGCCAGAAAAGUAAGAGUGGAAACUGUGGAGUGCAUGCUCAUAACAGGCCACCAUACUCCACAGCAGGAAUUACUACAAGAUACCUACCUCUCCCGCGAAGCACCGUCUACGCCGUCGAGAUUCACCUCUCCACCCUCCUCCGUUCCAUUCCCCCAGCAACGCAACCAUGUCCCGCAAAAUCCCCUCUCCAAUCCAAACACUCCAAGAGCCCGACCGGCAUAACCAAACGCCCUACCCGUCUCCCUCCAGAACGUGUCUCCUCACAUCUUCUCAUCCUACUUCCCCUCUCAGACCUUAAAACCACACACAAAAACCACAUACAACUCCCCCCUUCCAAGCAAACUACUCUUACAGGAACCACAACCCACGAAACUCCAAACGCCAAAAUAGAGCUCUCGCCCACAGCCUCCAGCGUCUCCCUCUCUUUUCGCCCCGCCGUCCAAGCGUUAAUU